Molecule: messenger RNA, 876 nt
Organism: Jatropha curcas
Lineage: Eukaryota; Viridiplantae; Streptophyta; Magnoliopsida; Malpighiales; Euphorbiaceae
Gene: SAMBA
Product: valine-tRNA ligase
Biological process (GO): negative regulation of organ growth
Molecular function (GO): anaphase-promoting complex binding
Source: RefSeq, a predicted model, not a curated record
UAAUAUAGAGAGGAGCUUAUUCUCAUCGGGAAUAAAAAUCUUACAAGGAGUUUACCUAGAAGAAUCAAUUUUCCCGCCCAGGAAAAUUAACAUAUUUUCCUAGAAAAUUGAAAAGAAAAAGAUAAAUGAACAGUACAUCACCAGCUCAUUCAUCAGUAUCAACUACAGCGAUCGGUGGAGGAGGCAGCGGUGGCAAUGCAGCUUUGGAAGAUUUUCAUUUCCCUCCCGAUCUCAUAUCCAUUCAAGACCGCAAGGAAGAGGCCAUGCUUGUUCUGAAAGCUGAUCUGAUGGCUGCACUUAACAAGGAGGUUAAAUCCUUGGAUGAAGAUAACUGGAAGUUUGAAGGACCUCGUUCCCGCAUCCACCUCAUAUCAAGACCUGGAUGAAAUGCGAAUGCCAUAGCAUCAUAUACUAUAAUGUUUAGACACAGACGUUAGCUGCAUAUUUUAACAAGAAGUCCGAGUUUGCCAAACGUGACAUCAUCCUUCAUCUUUGUACUUGGCCACAACUGAUAAAUGUGUUUGAGUGUGCUUUUUCACGUGUCUUAAACUGUUCUUAAUUUAUUUUUCAAGACCAGGAUAAAAAGCCAUUUUGAAACGUGGUUCCUGUUGUUACUUCGAAUUAAAUUGUCUCGUUAUAUUCAAUGUCACAUAUCUUCACUUACAAGAUGUAUCUGUAUUUGUUGAGUAUUAAAGAAGUUAUUCAACAGGUUUUUUAUGAUAACAUGUUUGAAAAUAUGUACCGUAAGACAAAUGCCAGCCUCUGGCCCAUGAAAGUAUCCUUUCUUUUUAUGGUGUUACAUGUGAAUUUCUGAAGAAAUCUAGCUGGAUAGGAGAGUAGAUUCAUAUUCACAGACUAUAAUCUUUUUGACAUAUU